Molecule: messenger RNA, 2475 nt
Organism: Archocentrus centrarchus (flier cichlid)
Lineage: Eukaryota; Metazoa; Chordata; Actinopteri; Cichliformes; Cichlidae
Product: Fc receptor-like protein 5
Exons: 7
Coding region: 43-1323 (426 amino acids)
Biological process (GO): regulation of B cell proliferation; B cell activation; negative regulation of B cell receptor signaling pathway
Cellular component (GO): recycling endosome; extracellular exosome; early endosome
Molecular function (GO): CD4 receptor binding; sialic acid binding; protein phosphatase binding
Source: RefSeq, a predicted model, not a curated record
AACACCCUUAGCUUUGGCAAGCUGAAGAAGCCAUGCCCAAAGAUGCAUAAGUAUAACAGGCUUAUGGAGAACCACCAGACUCUUAAGUUCUUGCCAGUUUUAGCUGUGGCAAGUUUCCUCAUCAAAAUAAGUGGAUCAAGCUCUCUUCGCCCAGUGCUGACUGGUCCUGAGCUGGCCUUGAGUGGCCCGAGGGUGGUUUUCCGUUGUAUUGCACCUGACGUCUCCCCACCAGUUACCUAUGAGCUGAUGAGGGAUGGUGGUGUUAUUGCAUGGGACAGAGAUCUCCAAGGGGGCCAAACGGCAUCAUUCCCCAUCAAAGUAAAGCCAUCUUCAGAAGGAUCAUACCACUGCAAGGCCACAGGUAGAGGGAGCACAGGAAUCAGCAACAGCAUCAAGCUGAGUGUAGUCACUCCACCAUCAAAUACCAGAGUGGUCUCUGAACCUUUUCCUCCAGUUGCAUACGAGGGGUCACACAUGGCCCUGAGCUGUGAAGUUGAAAGUGGGUCCCACCUUUCCUACAGCUGGUUUUUUAACAGAAAGGAAAUAACAUCUUCGACUUCUACUCCCUUCUACCUCAUUGGAAACAAGCUUCUGAUGGAAAGGAUAACCCCAGAGCAUGCUGGGUAUUAUUAUUGCAGCGCUUGGACCAGGGUUAAUGACAGUAUGAGCACUUCCAUCAGCACAGAGGUUCAGGUGACAAUCAAAGUCUACGUUUCGAAGCCAGAGAUCUUCUUUUCUGUUUAUAAAGAGGGAGCCAGUUACCAUGGAAACCUGACCUGCUGGUCAUCAAGAGGGAGCCCUCCAGUGAACUUUUCCCUUUUAGUAGAUGGUAAAGAAGUGGACUCUAUCGUAGCAGUUCAGUCCCUCACUGCCUGGUUUCGUGUAGCUGUAGUACCUGAGCUGGACAUGGGAGAAGCACGAUGUCGGGUGAAAACAGAGAAUCGGGAGCUCAUGAGUAAACCUGUGACUCUGGAAGUAGUCCCAGUUGGAGGAAAUGUGAAAGUGGAGGUUGAAUAUCUGUACACAGCUGAAUCCAAACUGACUACAGCAAGGCUGAGCUGUCAUGUCAGCAGAGGAACUUUCCCUUACUUCUCAUGGCUCUUGAAUGACUCUGUCCUUCCCUCUGAGUCACAUCUGGAUUCCCACAUUCAGCCCAUCCUGCCUCAUUUUGCCUUCACUGACCGAGGAAGAACCCUCGUCCUCCCUAAACUCAGCCCAGAGGAGUCAGGGUAUUACCGCUGCAGGGCCAGGGACAGCUAUGAUGACUCUAGGAGCUGGGUGGAGAGUGCAGCUGAGCUGGUCCAAGUUACAGGAGGAUGCUAGGAAUAGAACCAGAUGGCAGCAGCUGAUCCCCUAAAGGGAGUAACAGGAAAAGAGUUAGAGUCCCUGGUGUUUCUGUUUGUGCUCCCUCAUCUCUGCCGUCUUGUUAAGUGUUAGUAUUCAUGCCUAUCGCUCUCUUUGGGUACUUCCUGUUUUUACUUUGAAGGCUGCUUUCUUUUGUGUGUUGUGUCAGUGUUGUUUCCUUUCAGUCUUCCCCUGAGGCCCUGAUUUUUUUUAUGGACCAUUAACCCGUUGUUAAUUGUGUUCACCUGUUUUUCCUUUGUUACGUUGUUUGUUUAGGCUGCUUUGUGUCAAUGAAAGUUAACUGUUCCGUUCCUAGCGUAGUCCCUUUUGAGUUCUUCUGAAAUGUUUUUAAAAUCCACAAAAGCACCGAACUGUUACAAGAUUUUGGUCAGUUAUUUUUGAGCUAACCCCAUCGUAUUAUACAUGAAGCACCUCCCACAGGUUGGACUGGGUUUCAUGGGUACUGAUUACAUAUCAAAAAUAUCACCUCAGCAGACAAAAGUGGAUGUAUUUAAUGGCCAGGUCAUUACAUAUAGAACACCAGCUGCUUCUUAUUUAUGUAGUUCUUGCAUAGUUUGGGUCUGUGCUUUGCUGAUUCAUCUGUUGCAUGAGGAAAACUGCUCCAAACAUCAGUGAUGCAAAAAAGUCUGUUGUGGCAUUGUCUUAUUUGUUCAUCCUCAAUCCCUUUUAUUUUGUGCAGAUUUCCCACUUUACCACCAAAGCACGCCCCAAACCAUGACAUUUCCUCAUUAGCCUCAAAAAACUUGUUCUGUUUUACACAAAUAUUCCUUUUUUUUUUCUUCCAAACACAUUUGAUCCCCAUAACACUGUUUUCCAACCUUCUUCUGCCCAAUUUCGGUGUACUUUUGAUUUUGCAGCUAGCGUUUUGUGAGAAAUAUUUAAUGAAGGGACCUGCUGACGAACAGUGAGGUGUUUGUCUAUUUAACUGGAGACUAUGAUAUUGUUACUCAAUUGUGCAGCGGGGACUCCCGUGUCUGUCCUGGGCCAGUUUGAAAUCUGUUUUAAUUCAAAGCAAAUAUGCAUUGCUCUCAAAAAGAAAGAAAUUUCAGAAGUGACCCCAAACUUUUGUGCAGAAGUGUGUAUGCUGCCUCUGCAGUGUGUAAACUGGCU